Messenger RNA from Dreissena polymorpha, 3752 nucleotides. RefSeq lists its product as uncharacterized. Lineage: Eukaryota; Metazoa; Mollusca; Bivalvia; Myida; Dreissenidae. The record is from RefSeq and is a predicted model, not a curated record. The coding region runs from base 496 to 2964 and encodes 822 amino acids. Gene Ontology annotation, molecular function: ubiquitin-protein transferase activity. The transcript has 10 exons.
UAGUGGUUUUCAAUUGAAAUAAUGCUCUAUUUUACGAAAUUCCCCUUCGUCCAAAAUUUCCCUAUCCGAAAUCGUUUACUCGAGUACUGUAAAACCAGAUGUUUCAUCCUUUUGUGUUUUUAUUUAUUUAUUUUAAUCGAAAUUGAUAAGACACCACCCGAUAGCUUGUACGGUAUGGGAUGGGUCGCUUUCCCCGUGCGGACUUGCUCACACGACCGGAGGACGCCGACUUUCGGUGAAUAGCUAGUUGCAAUAAUCCAACUCCCAGCUAUAUUGACCCUCCGGGUCGCUGAGCUGUAUGAAUGUACUCAUAAAAUCUCAGAGCAUACAAGAAGAACUAGGUGAAUAGCAUACUAUGACGUCGGACGAAAAUGGCAGAUGACCAAAACAUGAUAUUGGAGGCAGGAUAAAACUGUUCUUGAUGUAUUAUAACUAGUUGUGUUUUGUGUUCGUGUGAGGAACUAUACUUAACACAGAUUUGAGAAACAAAAUAUCAUGUCAGAGACUACACAGACUGUUACAGAUACAGCAGCCGCCGAUCGGUUUAGAAGACACCUGAGUACCACCAUGAGUCAGGUGUCUGACUGGAGCCAUCAGGUCUUGGCUCAGCAUGGGCAAGAGCUGAUAGCUGCGCUUCCCACCUUAGGGAGACCUCACAGAUCUGUGACACCCGCACGUCCAAGGAGGGCCCCGAUCCGCCGACAACCCACAGGUGACAGACGUAGAUCCACCAUUUUGAGAUUCAAAGCUUGUGCGCUUGACCACCCGCUCUACACAUCAACAGCAGCAGUGAAUCACACAGAGUUGAUGUCCAAAGGUCUGGGUAGGCGACCAGACACCACCUUCACUCUUCCGACUAGUGGGACACAGUCUGACCUGAGAAACAAGAUCAUUGAGUUGUAUCCUAUUCUCCACACUAUACCUUUUGAGUUGAUGGUGGGUCAGGCAAGAUGCAAGUUGGAGUUGAUUCAGAGGGAAAAGUCUCUUCAACAGCUUAAAGAUGAUACCAAAUCAUGCGGCUUUGUUAGACUCUGGGUCCUACCAGACUACCACAUUGGUCCCCAGAUAACUGCUCCUACACCAGCCGCCUCAAUGCCAGCCGUCAGGACCAUGCCAGCCAUCCCAUCAACGCCAGCCAUCCUGACUACACAAGCCAUCCCGUCAAUGCCUACCAUUACGUCUACGCCAGCCAUCUCAUCAACGCCAGCCGUCACCACUAUGUUAGCCAUCCCAUCAACGCCAGCUGUCACACUUACGCCAGCCAUCCCGUCAACGUCAGCGGUCACCACUACGGCAGCCAUCCCGUCAUCGCCAGCCGUCAGGACUACGCCAGCCAUCCCGUCGUCGCCAGCCGUCAGGACUACGCCAGCUGUCAGGACUAUGCCAGCUCUCCCGUCAACGCCAGCCGUUACGACUACGCCAGCCAUCCUGUCAACGCCAGCCGUCAGGACUACGCCAGCCAUCCUGUCAACGCCAGCCGUCAGGACUACGCCAGCCAUCCCGUCAUCGCCAGCCGUCAGGACUACGCCAGCCGUCAGGACUACGCCAGCUGUCAGGACUAUGCCAGCUCUCCCGUCAACGCCAGCCGUCAUGACUACGCCAGCCAUCCUGUCAACGCCAGCCAUCAGGACUACGCCAGCUGUUGAGAUUGACAACGAUUUCCAGAUUGACAUUCCAGAAAUUCAGAGUGAUUCCCUAUAUGAGCCAGCUGGGACACCCACAGUUCUCUUUCGACGUCAACAGACUUUCCUUGACAUAGCCAGAGACAUUGACCAGCCUGCUGACCAGACAACCAACCAGUCAUCAGCCGUUCUGAAUGAGUACAUCCCUGCGGUUCAAACAGCACAACCCAUUCCACCAAGCCGUAUAACAGAUACUGCCAGAGAGCAGCUCAAACAACAAGCGAGCAUGUGCAUCACUGGUCCCAUUACAGAUCCUUUGCUCCUGGAGGUGAGACGUAACCACGUCAUGAAAGACGCCCUAGGCACCUUACGGUACUCACAGAGUGACCUCAGCAGCAAACUGCAGAUCAAGUUCAUUGGUGAGGCCGGUGUUGAUCUCGGUGGUCUCCGUCGCGAGUUCUUCUCCCUCCUUGCAUACCAGUUCAGCCAUUCAGCGCUUACAUCAGGUUCUCCCGGGCGCCUCACAUUAAGAAAGAACUUUGUGGAGCGUGAGAAGAACACCUUCUUCUACCUUGGUCAGCUUGUGGCUCUCUCCAUUCUUCAAGAUGGUCCAGGUCUGCCAGUGUUUGCCGACUGUGUGGUCAACAAGAUACUCAACAUCACAAAUGGUGUCAAUCCAAAUGACCUCAAUCCAGACUUGGUGAAAACACUUGAAGAGAUGACAGAUGCUUCGACUGACCGUGAGCUCCAGGACCUUUAUUUUAGCAUCUAUGACGAGCGAGAGGCAGCAGGGUUUAUCCUGCCAUCUAACAUCUUCAAGAAGGACCACAUCCCCCUCCUGCAGUCGGCCCUUGUUAACAACAUGGUGUUGAACUGCAGAGAUGAACUGGACCAGUUCAUUGAAGGUCUACAAACUCAUGAUGUUCUGACCAUAGUGAGACAGGAGAAGUUGACCUGUCUAUUCAGUGGUGGUAAGCCGCCAGUCACUGUUGCCGAUGUAAGAGGUCUGAUGAACUUUAAAUAUCGCGAAGAUAUCAACCGGGAGGCUGACCGGGAAACUGGCCAGCAGUUUGUUCGGUUCCUUCAGGCGACAAAGGGUGAUGGCGCCACCAUCAACGGCAUUACCCUGAAGCCGAAGGAUGUCCUCAUGUGGAUGUCGGGUUCAACAGAAAUCCCAGCUGUGGGUUUCCACAAGCAGAUUGACAUUGAGUUUGGUGGCGAGGAAAGGGUCAACACUUGUGCACUUUGUGUUACGUUAAAGCAUCUGACGCCUGCUGUUGAGGACCCUGUUUUGUAUUUUACAGAGCGUUUGAUAAACUCAUCAACAUUCGGUGAUAUGUGAUAUUUCUUUAUGUUAUGGAGAUAAGAUCUAAUGUUGAUGAGUUUAUCAAUCGCUCUGUAAAAUACAAGACAAAACUCCUCACCAAACUCGAUGUCUAUUUGCUUGUGGAAAUAAAAAAAAAAAAAAAAAACGUUUUUGUAUUACUGUUUUUAAGUGUUUUGUAAAUAUUGUAUAAAUAUAUACUGGAGUUAAACAAUUUGUUCAUUAACUAAAGUUGCUGAGCCACAGUUAUCAACAUGUUUCCAAAUAUAGUUUUUCCGUAUUACUUUAGCAAUAUUGUAUUAGUAAACAAGCUUUAAAAAGUUAUGCACAUGUGCCGACUUUCAAAAAAAGUUCUUGCGAACAUAAAUAUUAAACCAGGGCCCGUAUUCAUCAACCAAUUCUUAGACUUAAGUCUAAGAAUAAAGAAUAUUCUUUAAAUAGGAUUAUUAAAAAAUUGCUUUAAUAUUAAGUCAAACUUGACAUUAACUGUCUCUAUCUAAUUCAUUCGUAAUGAAGAAAUUUCCUUUACGGACAUAACCAUCACUGGUUGCCUGUAUGUUUUCAAACCAUGGGCAUAAUUUUCUUGGUUCAAAGUAUAUUCUUAAGUCUAAGAAUGGGUUGGUGAAUACGGGCCCAGAAUGGUACAGGAUCUGUAACUUACCUAAUGUAUAUUUUUUUUCUAUUAGUUUGAGAAUUGAGAUUGUGUCUAUUAGUUUUAGACUUGACAUUGUGUCUAUUAGUUUUAGACUUGACAUUGUGUCUAUUAGUUUUUGAGAUUGUUAUCAAAAUAAACUGUUGCUCUUGAA